Molecule: messenger RNA, 13742 nt
Organism: Mus musculus (house mouse)
Lineage: Eukaryota; Metazoa; Chordata; Mammalia; Rodentia; Muridae
Gene: Luc7l2
Product: LUC7-like 2 (S. cerevisiae)
Exons: 12
Coding region: 9059-10063 (334 amino acids)
Biological process (GO): mRNA splice site recognition
Cellular component (GO): nuclear speck; nucleoplasm; U1 snRNP
Molecular function (GO): enzyme binding; mRNA binding
Source: RefSeq, a predicted model, not a curated record
UGCCCUUUUCCUCUUCUUCAAAGAACUCGGCUGGGACACCAUGAUGGUUGAGCCAAAACCUACCUGACUGGCGGUGACAACUAACGACACAGUGAGGCCAGGAGGACCGAGAGAGUGGCCACUGCCCCACAAGAUUCUCGGAGGACGAACCUCCUCUGCUCAGCUGAGAAUCUUUUUUUUUUUUUAAAGAUUUAUUUAUUUAUUUAUUUAUUAUAUGUAAGUACACUGUAGCUAUCUUCAGACACACCAGACAGAAGAGGGAGUCAGAUCUCAUUAUGAAUGGUUGUGAGCUACCAUGUGGUUGCUGGGAUUUGAACUCAGGACCUUUGGAAGAGCAGUCAGGUGCUCUCACCUGCUGAGCCAUCUCACCAGCCCCCGAUAAUCUUUGUUUUUUUUUUUUUUUUUGGUUUUUCGAGACAGGGUUUCUCUGUAUAGCCCUGGCUGUCCUGGAACUCACUCUGUAGACCAGGCUGGCCUUGAACUCAGAAAUCCGCCUGCCUCUGCCUCCCGAGUGCUGGGAUUAAAGGCGUGCGCCACCACGCCCGGCUGCCCCCGAUAAUCUUUUUAAAUUAAAAUGACUGGGCUGGAGAGUUAGCUCAGUGAUUAAGAACACUGGCUGCUUGUCCAGAGGUCCUGAGUUCAAUUCCUUUCAACCACAUGGUGGCUCACAACAAUCUGUAAUGGGAUCAGAUGCAGCCUUCUGGUGUGUGUCUGAAGACAGCUACAAUGUACUCAUAUAAAUAAAAAUAAAUAAAUUAAAAAAUUAUUUAAUGACAAUUCUGACAUUUUUAAUCCAACUCUGAAUAUAUAUAAUACAGAAUUUUCAGAAGUCAAUACCAGGAGAAUUAAAGAGAACAGUAAACAGAACCAGUAAAGGGAACAUAUAAAUUUAAUGUUACUGAGUACAAGUUCUUAUGGUUUACCAGUUUUGUUUUGUUUUUUUAAAAAGAUUUAUUUAUUUUAUUAUAUGUGAGUACACUGUAGCUGCCUUCAGACACUCCAGAAGAGGGAGUCAGAUCUUGUUACGGAUGGUUGUGAGCCAUCAUGUGAUUGCUGGGAUUUGAACUCAUGACCUUCAGAAGAACAGUCGGUGCUCUUAACCACUGAGCCAUCUCACCAGCCCCUACCAGUUUUUAAUAACCCACAUGAAGGUUAAAAUGCCUUAAGUAUCUUAAAAUUCAACUUUCCUCCUACAAGGAAAAGAAUUUUAACAUUUAAUAUUUCUAGUUCUAAUCCCAUUGAAGCUCAUUGAUUGAACUAGUUUAGCAUUUCAGGUAAAUAAAUAAUUUUUAAAUUUUGUAGAGUGAAUAGUUCAUAGAAGAAAUUCUAUUUAUACUGAUAUUUUCCAUAUUAUAAAUUUACACUCACCAAGAAAUAAGUGUAGAAAUAUAUACAACCAAAAGUAUAAUUUCACCUGAGGAAAAAAUUAAACAGAACACUUCACAAAUUUGCACGUCCUCUUUGUGCAGAGCCCUACUUGGCUUAAUUCUUUUAGCUUUGGUUUGGCUCUAUGUAUUCCUUCCACAGACUUCAAAUAUCAAUGCCUAUUUAUUUUCAUUAGAACUCAGGGAGGGUAUUUCUACUGAGCAGUGGUGGGGCAAACUUCAAUCCCAGCACUCGAGAAAGGCAGAGGCAAGUGGCUCUCCAAGUUCUAGGCCAGAUGGGUCUACAGAGGGAGUUUCAGGAAAGCCAGGGCCACACAGAGAAAUCCUAUCUCAAAACAAAACAAUUGGAAAAAAGAGUAAGUCUUAAAUAUAGUAGUGUCUUAUGACCUUAUAACUCUUGGUUAAAGGGCAAAAGCAACUGUAGAUAGUAUGAGAAUGAGUGAUCCUGGCAAUAUUCCAGUGAGAUUUGAUUAAAAACAGACAGUGCUGCUGAGCUGUAAUCUCAGCACUUGAGAAGAGGCAAGAUGACCAAUUCAAGGUUAUCUUCAGCUACAUAGCAACUUUAAGGCCAGCCUGAAUUAUGUGACACAUUGUUUUACAAAAGCCCAAAACAUGGUAUUGAAUGCCUUUAAUCCUAGUACCCGGGAGGCAAAGGCAGGUAAAUCUAUAUGAGUUUGAGGUGAGGGAAGCCUGGUCUAUAUAGUGAGUUCCAGUCCAGCCAGGAUUACAUACUGAGAUCCUAUUUCAAACUAACCAGCCAAUCAACAAAGCCAAAAGAGUAACACUGUCCACCCCAAACUAAUCAAAACAGUAGUGUGGAUUCAGUUUUUGGGCUGCAUUUUCCUGAACCCUAUUCAAAGAAAAUCUCAAACAAAAAUGUUUCAAAUGGGAGGUAGAGGUAUCAAAAUAAAAAGGAAAGUGAAUAUAUGAACCCUGAUUCUAUGAAACUUGCUUUGAAAUAGAACAUCAGGAGUUGGAUGCAGCUCAGUGAUAGAAGGCAUGUUUAGUAUGCUCAAAUCCCUGGAUUUGGGGUAGGAAAAUGGCUCAACAGGUAAAAACCCUUGCCACCACGGCCAAGCCUGACAACCUUAAAUUUGUUCCUGGGAUUAACAUGGUAGUAGAGAAUCAGCUCUGAAAGUUGUGCUACACUCCCACUGUUGCACAAAAAUAAAUGUUUCUGUUUUCCAGUUGGACUAAACCCUACAAAUCAAAAGGCCUGGUCACAACACAAAGGGAGGGAAUUUCUGCUCUAAAGCAUUGAAUUAUUAUUUUGCUGUUAACUUUCUUGGUGUUGAGAGUUUGAAUUACAAAUAAAAACAUUUGGUAAGAAGCAGAUGCUUAGCCGGGUGUGGUGGCGCACGCCUUUAAUCCCAGCACUCGGAAGACAGAGGCAGGCAGAUCUCUGAGUUCGAGGCCAGCCUGGUCUACAGAGUGGGCUCCAGGACAGCCAGGGCUACACAGAGAAACCCUGUCUCGAACCCCCCACCCCCAAAAAAGCAGCAGAUGCUUAUCUUCUACAGUUAUGUGACGGGGAAAGAAAGCAAUGCAAUUUUUGAACUAUAUUCAAGUUAAUUAGGCUAAUGUGUUUUGUAAGGUUUGUUUUGUUUCCCUUCUCUUCCUUCUGAGUAUUGGGGAUUGGAACCAGGACCUUACCAGCACUAAAGAAGUGAUCUACCACUAACCUAUAUCCUUUUCCUUUUGUUUCCAUUCUGAAACAAUCUCUGAGUUUCAGGCCAGCUUGGUCUACAGUCAGUUCCAAUCCAGUCACAGUUACACGGUGAGAACCUGUCUCAAACAAACAAAAUCCACAAACACUUCAACCUAAUUACUCAGCAUUUUUGUGUACUUUUCUAAGAAUGUGUUUCUCAUGAUAAUACUGCAUACAGGGUAAUAGCGAAUCUCUUUAGAACAUAGUUUGCAGUUUUCUAUUUAUAUCAAUUUCCUUUUUUAAAAAAACAUUUUUAUGUAUUUGAUUGUUUUAUCUCAAUGUAUGUGUAUAUAUGUGCUUGGUGUCUUAAAGAAAAUAUCAAUUCUGACAUUGGAGUUCGAGGGUUGUGAGCAGUCGAAAGGGUGAUGGGAUCCAAAGACUUUUAACUUCUAAGACUCUCCAGCUCCCAUUGUACAACAAUUUUCAAAGGAUCUCUGCAAGUAGUUGUUUGGAAUUGUUUAGAAUUUAGUUUUUGAACCAGACAUUGUGGCACAUGCCUAAAUCUAGAGUAGCUGAGGUAGGAUGACAAGUUUCCGGGCAGUUAGAGCUACACAGUUUAAGGAAUAAAUCAUUUGGUCCUUUGUUAGUGUGAGCUGCAAUUAGCUAAAGCUGGUUAUGGAAUCACGGAUAAAUAGGAGACACUAGGCCCUAUGAUCCCUACUUGGCAGCUGGCUGCUUGUUUAGGCCCUUGCUAUUGAUCCUAGGGUUGAAAUGUAGCAGGCAGUCGUCUAUACAGCUGGGCUCACAAAUGGAAGAGGAGCAGGUGCCCACCUUGGGCUUCAAGCACUUCACUGGGUAAUAUUUGUGUCUUGAACCAGAAGGCUGAGGAAUUUGGAGAGAGGGUAAUGUUAAAAAUUGGGAAGAAGCUGGGUGUGGUGGCGCACGCCUUUAAUCCCAGCACUUGGGAGGCAGAGGCAGGUGGAUUUCUGAGUUCGAGGCCAGCCUGGUCUACAGAGUGAGUUCCAGGCUACACAGAGAAACCCUGUCUCGAAAAAACCAAAAGUUGGGAAGAAAAAGUGGAGAGAGACGACAUGUAAUUAAAAAAACAAACAAAAACCCAAACAACAACUAAACAGUUUUAUGCUAAGUUGGCAGCUCAGUUUGUCUUUUGUGUCAGGGUGAUGCCUAACUUCUGCAGAGGUGAAAAAUGUCUCCAUUCCUAACCUAUGCUGAGUCUCCGGUAUUCUCACUUUUUAAGGCUAUUUUUCUCAUAACAUUGACACCCUGUCUCAAAAACAGUACUCUGAAUAAUUGUGUUUUUUUUUUUUUUUGGCAAGUUGCUGACUAGAUAACGUAAUUUGCAUCGGCUCAGUGCCUAGUUAAACCUUGGAAUUGUGAUGAUUCUUUCAUAUGAUUUUAAUAUGAAGCUGGCGCUAGUUUGAAGUUUUAGUUCCUCAAUGCAUGGGCAAUUAUAAUGAAACGGCAAAAAAUAUCCAUAAUUUCCCAGUUAUUAUCUAAAGUUGCGACGUUUCAGCUUAAAAGACUCGCCAGUUUUUUUUUCCUUUUCGAAAACCGGUAAGCAGCCGUGGCCUAAGUAUUUCCCGUUGGCUCACUCUGGCCUCAGCCCCACCAGCCUUGAGAUUAAGAAAUCAACUACGGUUGGAAGGUCGCAGUCAGCAGGGCGUGGGAGUGCAGGGCGACAGUCAGCCAAGAACCCCACGGAAACGCUGCUCUGCAUUAUGGCCUGUCCCAAGCUCUCACUUUGCCCAGCUCCGAAUUCAGACUAGCAGCUUCCAGCUGUCCUAAACGUAGCAGAAGGGGUCGGGAGGCCUGAUUUCCACUGUGUUGAUUUCGCGGUUUGUUUGCUUUUUCUUUUUCCUGAACCUGACAUGUCCCGAACUCGGGCACUGAUGAGGGGCAGUGGCCUGAGGAUAAGGUUAGGUGUCCUCCGCUCGGGCUCGGGGCUCCCACGGGCUUGCGAUUCCGCCAGCAUCCGUCGGGAAAGCACUAACCCUGAGAACUUCUGUCGCACUACUUACUGCGACUCGCUCUAAGCUCGGCACUGGCUAAUUUGCGGCUGGACGCCAGGGCGGCAAACAGCAAAGGCCUAAGUGACCUGCUGCUUAGACGCCCGGGGCCGAAGAGGCUUCGGAGUAGGCUAAAAAAAAAAAAAAAAAAAAAAAAAAAAAGAGCAUCAUUCUCGCGAGACUCAGCCUCCGAGAGGGGCGGGGUGAGCAGACGUGAACGCGCUCGGGAGCCGUUAGGGUGGGACCCUUCGUAGGAGGGGCAGGGCGGAGCGCAGCGACGUGGAUGGCGAUUGGCCGAACCCCCACGGGAAACGACUAGGCGCGAGCUGCGUGCGCGCUCCCGUCGCGGCGGCUGCGAGCCGCGUCAGAGCUCGCUUGCUGGGGGGGGGGGUUGACGGCUUCUGGCGGGUGUUGGUGUCGGGAGGAGGCGAGAGUCGGCUUAGCCUGUGUCGCGUCUGUCUCAGGAACCGGACGGAGAGUGAGGGCACCAGGGCUCACUCUCUAGGGGGGCUGCCAUUUUCCGCGUUCACGCCGUCGUGAGGAGCGCAGCCCGGACUCUCCACGACCCCUCCGACUCCCUACUCGCGGGCCUCGAGGCCGCGGCGGCCACCGAGACAGCGCCGCACCUCCCCCACCCCUUCCCCUCGUCCCCCGCCCGCCAGGGCCCGGCCGGUGCCCCACCCCCGCCUGCCUGCCCGCCCGACCGCCCGCCCGCUACGCCGCCGCCAUGUCGGCGCAGGCCCAGAUGCGCGCUAUGCUGGACCAGUUAAUGGGCACCUCUCGGGACGGGCCCUGGUGGUGGCAACCGCCUGUGUGCCACUGAAAAUCGUGCCGAUGCCUGGCAUACUGCAUAAAUGGAAGCAGGGUACCGCGUGAGUUGAAACAUUGGUCACACUAUAUAAAGUUUGUAUAUGUGAAUCAGUGUAACUCAAACCCAUGUAACUGGGGGGUCUGUCUAUAUUUGGAAUUUUCUAAUAAGAUAUAAGUUUAGGAAAAGAACAUUGGGCUGAGACUCAGGAGACCUGGUUUCUAAUUAGAAGCUUGGGUAAGUCACAUAACCUUUUUGCCUCAAAUUAAAUCUGUAAUUUGUUAUAUGGGAAGCCAAAUAAUUUUCUAUGUUAUACUAAAAAUAUUAAAUAAAUAUAAUUAGUUUUUCUUAGGAAAAAAAGUUGCAAGUAGAUAUCAUUACUAGUAUUUUAAAAUUAAUUACAUUUAAGAAAUUUUUUGCCUUAGAAAAGAGAGAGGUAAUUAAUUUGUUUUCCCUGAGCAUAUUCCAGAUGGUAACAGUAACACAGGAAAUUUUAAGAAACAUUUUAUUUGUUUUUGUGAUAGUUGAGAGAAAGCACUGUAGUGCCCUCAGAUGGAUAGUGGUUAUUUUGACUAGAUUGGAUUAAUUGUAAGAAUGUCCCUUGGCAUAAAUCCUCUGUGGGCACGUAGUUUGGGUAUGAAUAUCUGGCUGAGAUUCCAGAAAGACUUAGGAAGGUACAACUAAAGUGAAUUAAACAAAAUUGAGGUGGACUGGAACACCACCACCACCUCCCCAGUAAUAGGGAUCAAACUCCAGGCUUUUCGUGUGCUAGGGAGCUCUGAACCACUAAACCCUUAGGCCUAGGACCAGGACCUAGAUUACAUCCUAAAAUUUGAAGUUUGACGUUUAGAAGGUUGUUCUAAGGCUACUAUGCUUUUUAAAUUGUUUUGUUUGUUUGUUUCUUUUUUUUUUUUAAGAUUUAUUUAUUAUUUUACUUAAGUACACUGUAGCUGUCUUCAGAUGCACCAGAAGGGGGUGUCAGAUCUCAUUACAGGUGGUUGUGAGCCACAAUGUGGUUGCUGGGAUUUGAACUCAGGACCUUCAGAGCAGUCAGUGCUCUUACCCGCUGAGCCAUCUUGCCAGCCCUUAAAAUUGUUUUUAUGGGAGCACAAACCAUUUCUGAAAGGUUAAAAUAAAAUAGGAGUGAUAGUGUAUCUUCAAAUGUGCCUUCGAAGCCGACCUAUAGACCCAAAGUGUAGAUCGUAGAAAUAAAAUUGUAUGGUAUCCAUGAUACUGAGUAGCUUUGAGCAGACAAGCUACCUACAGCUGGGGAUGUAUCUAAGCGGUGGAGCGCUUUCUUAGCAUGUGCAGUGACCUGUACAAUCUUCAGUACCACAACCCUUCCUUCUAACUCCUGAGUGACAAAAAGCUCCUUAAUGGCUCUGUACCCUGACAGGGAUGUCAGUCAAUGUUCCUGGAGUAGUAGAUCAUAAUUGUUGUAUAUAGGGCUUUCCUCUGAUCCUAGCAUUUGGCUGUAGAGGCAAGAGGAUCAGGAGUGUCCCACACUCAGCUACAUAGUUAAUGAGGCUACUUUAGGCAACAUGAGACACCAUCUCAAAAGCCAAAUCAACAAGACCCCAAAAACAUACAUAAAAAUUUUUAGAUAGUUUUAGCUAUUUAGAAUAGUAAUUUUAAUGAGCUAUAGGAUACUUCCUCAGUUUUUAAUACAGGAUAUUAAUCUUAACUGCUACCCAGUUGUGUAGUGUGUGAUAACAUAAAAUUGAAGGAAAAGUAUUUUAGGUAGUAACCUUGGAAAAUGCAGUUCAGAAAGUAAUGUACCUAUUCUUAGUACAAGUUAGAAAUACCUAGCUAAUACAUCUACAUUUGUAUAGAACAUUACUGCAAAAUUAUUGAAUCAAAGAUUUCCAGUAGUGUUUUUCUUCUGUGGGUUUAUCUUUUUGUAAAAUCACCUUUAUUGUAACUUGUGUUUCUUGACUUGUCAUUGACACAUAUUCUCUUAAUUUUGUUCUCAUCUUAAUGAAUUACACUUAUAUCUUGGUCAGUUGUAAGCCAUCCAUUUAUUAUACUUGGCUCAUUUCAUUUUAAGUAAAAGAGGUAUAGCCUUAAAUGCAUGAGAAUACAUUUUAUAAAAAUACAUUAAAAUGGGAUAUUUCUUAGUCUAGAGCAUGUACAUAUAAGGCCAAACAGUUUUCAUGUAUGUCUGUAACCAUUUGAUUUUUGUCAGUGUUCAGGCAUCUUCCACAACAUUGAAAAACUCUUGUUAGCACUUGAAUAGUGAAUCAGUUAAAGUUUCCCCCUCACUUUGUAUUUUGAAUUCUAAAUAAUAUUUCUGUCUACAGAGCAGCCCAGAAAACAAUAAAAAUCUCACCUCAUAGAACCCUGUUAUCUUGGAAUCUCUGCAGUUGUUUAGCACUCCUCAAGUAAGCCUAUGUUUUUGAGACAGUAUUUCAGGUAAAAAAAAAUAGAACAGAAGAUAAAUUAUUUUUUGUGUAUGUGUAAGUAAUGUAAGUGGGAAGUAUGUUUCUAGUUAAAGUAGGAUGUCAACUAAGGAUAAAAUGUGUGCAGGAUGGGGACUUCAAAAGCAAGUAGAUGUUAUGGUCAUGCUCAGGUUCAUUGUUCAGUAAUGUGCUUCUUAUAGACAGUGAAAGUUAAAGUUGCUUAGGGUUCAGAUAAGCAAUGGGCUGAGCACUAAAUAAAGGUCAGUGAGUGUGGUAAGAAUAGAAAAAAUGAGUUAGCUGCUUCUUAAUGAGCUUCUAGCUGGGCAUGGUGACACGUACUUGUAAUCCCAUUGAGAGACUUAAGCAGGAGUACCUAGAAUUCUAGACUGGGUUGGGCUCAAACAAGCAAAAAGUGAAAUUGCAAACAUGGAAGGAUUAUAUUUGUAAUCCUAGCAUUCUACCAUUUGGGAGGCUGAAGCUGGAAGAUGAUGCGUUUUGAGGUCAAUGUAGGUUUCAACGGAAAAAAAAAAGAUGUGUGAAGCAGUUCAGAACUGCUACUUUUGAGGAAAUAUAAACAGGCCUAUCCACCCUAAUCAGUCUUUGAAGAAAUUGUAGACUAAGAAGACGAAAGAAGUUGGAUCAUCAUAUUGGAGAAAAAAAUGAGGGAGUGAACCAGGUUGUGAACCAUGUACAACUGAUGUUUGACCUAUUUGACUCAACGUGAAAAGAAUUUAACCAGCUGCCCUUGCUGACUCUUUUAUCCUGUCUCAAGAAUAUGGUUCAAUGUAUCUAUGCCUGCCUACUUCAAUCUGCAAGGGAGUUUCAGAAAGGCCCCGCAUUCGCCGAGCCGAGAUACUACUCGUCAACGAAUCAAAUUCAGCGAUGACAGAGUAUGCAAGAGCCACCUUCUCAACUGUUGCCCCCACGAUGUCCUUUCUGGAACAAGAAUGGAUCUUGGAGAAUGCUUGAAAGUCCAUGACCUGGCUUUAAGAGCAGAUUAUGAAAUUGCGUCCAAAGAACAAGACUUUUUCUUUGAACUUGAUGCCAUGGAUCAUCUGCAGUCAUUCAUUGCAGAUUGUGAUAGAAGAACAGAAGUAUCUAAGAAAAGACUAGCAGAAACUCAAGAAGAGAUAAGUGCUGAAGUGGCUGCAAAGGCAGAGCGUGUUCAUGAGUUAAAUGAGGAAAUAGGCAAGUUGUUGGCCAAAGUGGAACAACUAGGAGCUGAAGGAAAUGUGGAAGAAUCUCAGAAAGUCAUGGAUGAAGUCGAGAAAGCACGGGCAAAGAAAAGAGAAGCAGAGGAAGUUUAUCGGAACUCUAUGCCAGCUUCCAGCUUCCAGCAGCAGAAACUUCGUGUCUGCGAGGUCUGCUCUGCGUAUUUAGGUCUUCAUGACAAUGACAGGCGACUGGCUGAUCAUUUUGGGGGUAAAUUGCACCUGGGAUUUAUUGAAAUAAGAGAGAAGCUGGAAGAAUUAAAGAGAGUUGUAGCUGAGAAGCAGGAGAAGAGAAACCAGGAACGUCUGAAACGAAGAGAAGAGAGGGAGAGAGAAGAACGGGAGAAACUGAGGAGGUCCCGAUCACAUAGCAAGAAUCCCAAAAGAUCUAGAUCCAGAGAGCAUCGCAGACACCGAUCUCGCUCCAUGUCACGAGAACGCAAGAGGAGGACUCGAUCCAAGUCUCGUGAGAAACGCCAUCGCCACAGGUCCAGGUCCAGUAGCCGAAGCCGCAGCCGUAGCCACCAGAGAAGUCGGCACAGUUCAAGAGAUAGGAGCAGAGAGCGAUCCAAGAGGAGGUACUGAAGUGCCGAUCAGAGGAUGCGGAGCUACCUUUAUGUUUUAGCCUUUUGUUUCUUAUGUUACUUAUGCUUAGAUUAUUGGCUUGAAACCUGCACCUGAUAUAUUGAUAUGUACUCAAUUGUAGGUGUAUACAUUUUUUUCUGAUUGUAUGAGUAGUUCAUGCACAGUUAAUGCAUGAGCCGGAGUAAGAAAUUGAAGCCAGUAUGUGCAGAGGUUAUUGCUUUUCUUUACUUGGAAUGUUGGGGAGACGGGAGGGAUGCUGAUAAAAACUAUUUUAUAGGCAAAUAAUUUUAGGUACUAAUACUCUUGAGGGUUGUAGGGGAUUUUGUUUAUUUGUUUUCCAAUAUGUAUUAACAAAUAGGGACUCUGAGAAGUCCUUUCAUUAAAAGCAUUGUUUAGCUUUGUUUGCCUGUUUUCCACAUUUUGGUGCACUUCUAAAGAGCAAACCGAUUCUGCUAUGUUGUUUAAUCCACAGUAUAAAUCAUACAUUUUCAUGUUCACCUUUAGUGUAAUGGGAAUAUUCUGAGUUUGGAGGAAGCUACAAAACACCUUAGUAUAGCAGGAAACUUCAAAAGAUGCAAUGAGAGCAGACAUUAAUUAUAUAGUGAGAGCUAACAAAGGGUUAGAAUAUAGUGGAGCUGUUUAAUUCCCAAAAUUCAGGUCACAUAAUCCUAUGGAGCAUAAACUAUACUUAAAAUUACUUUUUCCCUCCUUGACAACUAUUAUUAGGUAAAUAUAGGAGAAAAACUCGGAAACCCUAGUUACUAGUCUUAAAUUUUCUUUGGCUUACUCCACAUAAAUUAAACCCACAGAAAGCUGACAAAAUCUUUGUUAGACUGAGUUACCCUUUCCCUGAAAUCACAAGCUGAGUUUCUUAAUAGGCUUUCAAUCAGCUUUUUAUUUUGUGUAUUUCUGUCUAUGUUCUUAGUAGCCCUUAAAGUGAUUUUUAACUAGGUAGGGAUUUGUGUGUGUGUGUGUGUGUGUGUGUCCUUGUGUCUCUGUGUGUGUCUGUUGGGGGGAGGGCUUGCGGGAGAGGUCAGGAGGCCAAGCUCUUGAGUAGCUCAAAUUGACCUCAUAUUCAUCCUUUAGCCUCAGCUUCCUCUUGAGUGCUGGGAUUAUAGGUAUAUGACACCCUGCCUGGCUUUAUGAAUUAGAUACUUUCCUCUGUGCUAGGCUUGUUAAAAAAUAGCCAAGUAAUAGUAGUGUAUAUAAACAACCAUUUUUAUGUUGCUCUAUGGAGUUUUCUGUGUGGGAGAAUACUUAGCCACAGAUUAUAAAGUGAUAAACUGAAUAUCAUAGGAUAAAUAACAUAAAUUUAGAUGAGGAAAAUUUUCAGAAAGAUUCUUUAAAACUGGUUUGAGGUAAUGGAUCAGGCUUGAAUAACUGGUUGUAAUUAAACAAGUAUGGAAAUACCUGUAGGCUUCUUACAUUUCAAAACUGGGUUUGUCCUCAGUGCAGUGGCCAGAAACAUUUUUUUUUUGGUAGUGUUCUUUAUGAUUCUAAAUCUGCACACUAAAUCUGAGAAUCGGGUGGUUUAGGCAAUAAAGGAUCUAGCUGAUUCUUGUGUUGACCUGCUCAGCUGUCAUUUUUCUGAUGUUUAUCUUACUUGUCUUUAUUGGUGAUGGAGAUGGGAGGGGUGGGUGGGAAGUCUGUCCUAUCACUGUGUCAUCCUGAGGCUUCCUGAACUUGGGAAGUUUAGUUAUAUAGGAAAACUUCCCACCAUAUUCAGCAUGUUCAAAAGAGGAUUAUUUUUGUAAAAUUAUUAAAAAUUUUGCUUUUCUCAAGAGUAUUUCAUAUCUUUGAAUUCAAAUUACUUUUAAAACAUCAUUGUUUUUAACAAAAAAGCAAAUGAUUACUUGUUAUUUCAAAUAUAUAACAUCAAAUUAUUGUUAUAUAUGUGAGUUUAGUUUUUGAUGGUAAAAAAAGUCCAUUAAAAGUCUUGGCAGUUUGCUGUUUUCUUGCCCUUGCUGUGAAGUACUUAUAUCUCUGUUACUACAAGUAGGUUGUCUAUAUGAACCUUGUCUUGGCAACAGUUCCCAUAGGUCAGUGAGGACCUUCAGCAAUUUUGUGCUUUUGGGGGUGUUCUGUCCUAUAGUAGACUUCAAAGUCACACUACUUGGGUUCAGAAUUCUUUGCCAAAUAAUUUAAUUACAUCCCGUUGUUUUUCCAUAUUUCAUUAGAGAUAAUAGAGACAUUUGGCUUAUUAGGCUUUCACUAGUAACAAGUAACAAAUGGUGUGUAGGAGGAUAUUUGUAAUCUUGUACAAACAUUAGUUCAUGUCUUUGUUCUUUUUCAGUUAUCACUGACCUCAGGGACUUGCCAGCAUCUAAUGUCAUGUUCUUAGUGAUCAUUUCUAUCAUUAAUAGAAGCUUUGAAGAUGGCUUGUGUAGACUUGGAAUGUGGUUAUUAUUAUUUUUCCUUGUAUAAUGCUUAUUAAGCAGGGGCUCCUGAAAUGAUAACUUUUGAGGGGCUGAGGCUCAGGAGGCUUGUCAUAAAUUGAGGCCAGCUUGGGCUAGGGAGAGAGAACUUGAUUCCAAAAACAAAAGGGGAAAAAGGCUUAUAUAACUUCAAGUAGAAUGCUUGAAAUUGGUGUUGAUUUUUCAAGCUUUUUAAAUCUUAAUUUCUGUUGCCAUAGUUUUGUAUUACGACAAAGUAUUUGAAAACAAUUUGUGGGCUGGUGAGAUGGCUCAGUGGGUAAGAGCACCCGACUGCUCUUCCGAAGGUCCGAAGUUCAAAUCCCAGCAACCACAUGGUGGCUCACAACCAUCCGUAAUGAGAUCUGACUCCCUCUUCUGGAGUGUCUGAAGACAGCUCAGUGUACUUAUAUACAAUAAAAAUAAAUAAAUCUUUAAAAAAAAUAAAUAAAGUGAAAAGUUUAAAAAAAAAAAAAGAAAACAAUUUGUGAGAAGGAAGGUCUUUAUUUUUAGCUCACACUUUUGUGAAGUGAAAAUGAGAUUUCAGUUCAUGGCCACUUUUUUGUUGUUGUUUUUUUUAAGACAGGGUUUCUCUGUAUAUCCCUGGCUGUCCUGGAACUCUGUAGACCAGGCUGGCCUCGAACUCAGAAAUCCGCCCGCCUCUGCCUCCCAAGUGCUGGGAUUAAAGGCGUGUACCACCACGCCCGGCUCAUGGCCACUUUUGAAUUGUUUCUGGGCCCAUGCCUAACCAGAACACCAUGGCAUAGAGAACAAAGAACCAGGUAGAAGUUAUAAUAAAAUAGACCCCUCUUGACCUGUUUCCUCCUGCCAGAAACCACCUCCUAAUGGCUGUUUAGCUAUGAACUUACAGUGGGUUAAUUCAGCGGUUGUACCAUCUUUAUGAGCUAGCCACCUUUAUCUGUAGCACCAUCACCAGUUUCAAGUCUUCAACAGUACAUGAGCCUUUUGGACUGUUUUAUAUUCAAACUAUAAUACUCUCCUUAUCUAUAUUUUUCAAACUGGUUAUAGUAGUAUUUUUUAUCUUGCCUUAUGUUUUUCUGAAAGUAUUGUGUUUUCUGGGUUAGUAGCAUGCAAACAUAGCAUAUUGAGAUCCAACUUUAAACUCCAACUUUAAAAAAAAAUAAGUAUUAUGCAGGACUUGGCAGUGCCUCUGAUUAUAAUUCUAACCUUGAUUGAGAUAAAUUAUGUAUAAACAUUCUGUACCACCUGUAAAGAACUAAAUAAAUGUGAUAUUUGUUGUUAAUUCA